CACGACACCACAUCACAAGCGGGCAGAGGCGCAUAUCGAGUAUUGCUGUCUAUGAACACUCGCGCCUGAGUCACCUGUUCUAUUGGCGCGUAAUAUCCCCGCGAGAAAGCGUGCAACCGCAACAACCGCCGCGCCUCGAUGCCCGCAACACCAGCGGCUACACCAAAGCCUAAGCAGAGGCCUGGAGCGGCAGCGCCGAGCACACCAACACCCGCCCAGCCUACCCCAGACGACAGGGACAAGACUGUCAGGCUGCACAUCACGCCCUUCAAUCCCACCCUCCUCAAAGCCUACAUCCCGCCCUCGGUGCUGCCCGUCGCGAAAAACAUCUCCUACCACACCCUCGAGACGUUCCCCGAGAAAGGCUUCGGCUACGUCGAGCUGCCCGCCAUGGAGGCCCAGAAGCUGAAGAAGAAGCUGAAUGGGUCUACGCUGAAGGGAUCCAAAGUCAGGAUCGAGGAAGCGAAGCCGGAGAAGCGCAAAGCCGGCGAUGUUGUGGACGUCGAAGCUGAGGAGGCAGAGCGGGCGGCGAAGCGCGCGAAGAAGGAGAAGAAGAGGAAGAGGAAGGAAGACGGCGUGUUGGAGGGCGUGCAGUUACCUGACGAGCGCAAGGUCAAGCGCGGGUGGACCGAGGUUCCGGUGAAGGGCAAGAAGGAGCGGACGGAAAAGAAGGAAAAGAAAGACAAGAAGGAGGAGAAGAGGGAGCGGAAGAAGUCCAAGUACACCAAGGAGCCGGAACUGCUCUUCAAGGCAAAGUUGACGCCCGUCGCGGCCACCGAGGUCGCACACAAGGAGAAGAAAGACAAGAAGAAGAAGGACAAGAAGGACAAAUCGAAGCAGGAGGUCGUCGUGCAUGAGUUCGAGAAGAAUACCAAAACACCCAGCUUCCUCAAAGCUACCGCGAUAUCCACGGACAAAAAGGGUGCAGUCGAUUACGUGAAUGACAAGGGAUGGGUGGAUGAGGAAGGCAACGUGAUAGAGCCGGAAACAGCCAAGGCGAAGAACAGAAGAGUGCUGGAGCUCGUCGAAUCCAGGCCAGAUGCCCCCUCGCCAAAGUCCAAGAAGAAAGCCCCUGCCACACCCCCGCCCAACGGCUCUCCAGCGCCCAAGUCGGCAGGAAAGGACAAGAAGAGAGCCAAGAAGGCGACCCCCCCGUCAGAAUCUUCAGAGCCAGAGGAUUCAUCAGUCGUAUCUUCAUCGUCCGACUCCGACUUUGAUUCCGAUUCUGAAGCCUCAGCCGGCGCGUCCGAACCCGCCUCUCCAGCACCCGCAUCCACCCCAGCAAAAGCCAAGUCCAGCACCCCCGAGAUCGCCAUCACGCCCUCUUCCCCUGCCAAGAGGGAAAUACACCCGCUCGAAGCCCUUUUCAAGAAGCCCAAACCCGCGCCCCUUCUUACGCCUUCCUCACACCCAACAUCCACCCCCGCGAAAGGCCUCGCCCCAAUCAACACCUCUUUCUCCUUUUUCGACGGCGAGCCCGACGCAGACGCAGACGUCCACAUGGAGAACGGCGACGGCGAUCACGCUGCUGUGCCAUUCACCCCGCAGACCCAGCGCGACAUAGAGUGGCGCGGUCUCCGCAGCGCAGCGCCCACGCCAGACACCGCUGCCAUCGGGCGUCGGUUCAGCUUUCCGUGGCGCAGUGGCAGCCAGGAAGCUGACGACGACGAUGACGACGACCAAGAUGCCGACGUCGAAGCAUCCGCGCAGCUGUCGAACAACACUAAGGCUAAUGCCACGGCAUCACAGCUUGCUGAUGUUGCGGAGGAAGACGAGGAGGAGGUUGAAGGGGUCGUUGGUGCAGAGGAGGAGAAGGAGGAGGAGGGCGAGAAGGAGGAGAGCGAGUUUAGAAAGUGGUUCUGGGAGAAUCAGGGGAAUUUGAACAGGGCGUGGAAGAGGAGGAGGAAGGAUGCGGUCAAGACGAAGAGGAGUGUGGAGAACAGGCGGGCGGCUGGGGGUGCGAGGAGGGGCGCGUGAGGAGUAGAAUUAACGUUGUAGGUAGUAGUGUGAAAAGGUAUUUGGUAUUCUGAGAAGUUUAAGUCGUGUGCGGAAUCUCAAACAGAACGAGAACGAGAAAACUUCGUCUAGGACAUGUCAAAAUCAAACAAAGGAG
This is a messenger RNA of Paraphaeosphaeria sporulosa, 2113 nucleotides long. RefSeq lists its product as uncharacterized. The record is from RefSeq and is a predicted model, not a curated record. Lineage: Eukaryota; Fungi; Ascomycota; Dothideomycetes; Pleosporales; Didymosphaeriaceae. Bases 139 to 1977 code for a protein of 612 amino acids. The transcript has a single exon.